CAAAACCCAAGGAUAAUGAAACGAGACUGAAAAACAGAAUCAAAGCCCUAAGAAUCAUAAGAGUAAUAAAAACGAAUCCAAAAAUGAAAUCAAAGCCAAAAAAAAGAACGGAAAAAUGAGAAUGAGAUGGAAAACAAAAUCAAAGCCCGAAAAAUGAAACGAAACAAAAAUCCAAAAACAUUAUGGAGAAAAAAACAAAGGAAAAUGCGAUCAAAGACCAAAAAUAAAGACCCAAAAAUGAGACAAAAUGAAAGGCAAAUAAUAAAGAAAGCGGUAAGUCCAAAUAUAGAAGAAACGAAACCCAACCAAAGUCUCAACAACGUUUUUGGUUACCGAACAAUCCUUUUGAAUUUUUUUCUUUAUUUGAUAAUUCCUGAGUUUCAUGUAUUUCAGGCAUUUCAGGUCCUUUUGAUUUAUUUCUUUAGCUAACCAGCCUUUCCUUUUUGGAUCACUUAAUAGGUAGGACGCUAAACUAGAAGUUGAAAAAUCUACAAAACGAAGAAGGAAUGCAAAAAAACCAGAAAAAAAAGAGAGAAUCACUUAAUGUAAUUGUCAAA
Rhizophagus irregularis DAOM 181602=DAOM 197198 is the source of this 557-nucleotide messenger RNA. The record is from RefSeq and is a predicted model, not a curated record. Lineage: Eukaryota; Fungi; Glomeromycota; Glomeromycetes; Glomerales; Glomeraceae.